Messenger RNA from Cloeon dipterum, 1487 nucleotides. RefSeq lists its product as uncharacterized. The coding region runs from base 156 to 1424 and encodes 422 amino acids. NCBI's taxonomy places the organism in Eukaryota, Metazoa, Arthropoda, Insecta, Ephemeroptera, Baetidae. The transcript is spliced from 3 exons. The record is from RefSeq and is a predicted model, not a curated record.
GGCUCCAAACCGAGAUGUCAGCUGGCACUCCAGAGCCAAAAAUCAACAACAAAUCGACUCCAGCAGCCGGCCCUCGAGUGCCUCUCUGCUCUGGUUUUAUCUGAUUGUCGGCAUGAAGGAUCAUUCAGCCGGGCUGUGAACCUCACGCAGGAAGGAUGUCGCUGACGUUGGGCUCUGUGUCCAAGCUGUUCACCAUCGAGGUGCUCGAGGAUGCGGUGCGGCGCGCCCUGGAGGCUGACGGCAGGCCUGCCGGGCUCAAGGUCGUGGGCCACUCGGUGGAGCUGGGUGCCGACAAGGGCACCGGCUACCUGGGCGUCGUCUACAGGAUCAGGGUGCAGCUGUCGGACGGCUCCGAGCUCAGUCUGAUUGCCAAGGGCAUGCCGGAGAAUGUUGUGAGGCGUAAGACCUUCCGCUGCGACUACUACUUCGAAAAGGAGGUCUUCUUUUUCACCAAAGUGGCACCCUUGUUUCGAGAGUUUGAGCUCAAGCAGCGCGGCGUUGAAAAGGUCGCUGUGGACACCUACAUGCCCAUCGCCAGGUGCUACCAUGCGGUAAGCGACGGCGAAAACGACUUCCUCGUUUUCCAGGACCUGAAGACGCUGGGCUACGAGAUGACGGACCGCGUGUCCGGUCCCACGGUGGCGCAGAGGCAAGGGCUGCUGCACACCCUUGCCCGCUUCCACGCCCUCUCGUACGGCCUAUUGCGUCUCGAGCCAGAAAAGUUAGCGUCGACGGCCGAAGCCUUUCCAGAGCCGUGGUUUUCUCAACCGCUCGCGCCUUUUUACGAGGCCUACAUGUUCAAGCUGUACAACAUCUGGAAGCGUGCUCUGCAGGAUGAACUGCAAGGCACCGACUAUUGGCGCAAGUUCCUCGAGUUCGGUCCCGAUGCAAAAAAGCUGUUUGAAAACAUGUGCGACGCGAUGCGGCACGUCGGGCCCGCGGUAAUCAACCACGGCGAUGCCUGGUCCACCAACUUCCUGUUCGGCCGGCAGGACGAGAUCAUGAUGAUCGACUUCCAAAUUAUGCGACACGCCUCGCCCAUGACCGACGUUAGUCUCUUUAUCUUCUCCUGCACCACUGAAGAGCAGCGGGCUGAUGCUGGAGGCAUGCUUGCCAUUCUCGACGAUUAUUACCAAGUGCUAUGCAGGAGCGUCAAAGAACUGGGCUUAGACGAGUGCCCUUUGAGUUGGGAGCAGCUGCUGGAGCAGUGGCGCGUCAAUGGCCGGCUGGGCUUUUCAUCAGCGCUGGAGCUAGUGCUGCUCUCCGUGGUUGAGACCGAGGAUGUACAGGACCUGGACAGAAUCGACGGUAACGAGCCUGUGCCGCUCGUCGAUAUCACUCAGUUCAAAGACGUCACUGACCCUGAGGGCAGGAAGCGGCUAGCCGACCUGACCAGACUCGCGGCUGACUUUGGCAUGAUUUGAAAAUUCUCUCUGGACGCGACUUUAUUAAUUAGGCAAAAUAAAAACUAAUUAUUUGUAACGAAA